AUGGCUGCUGAUAAGACUGAUUCAUAUGAAUGGACCUGGGAAUCGGAAAUUCAACUUUUCCGAGGAUUAAUGAAGCACAAACCCGUCGGCGUAUUUCGCCACUUCCACAUGAUAUGUUUGUGGAAUUAUGUGAAUUCAGUUCUUCGUACACCAGUCACCCCUGAUGCUAUUUGGAAAAAGCUGGAUACACUAUACAAUAUGGAAGGGCUGCAUGCUUCUGAAGUCGAUUCUUUUCAAGGUGAAAUGCAAGAAUUCAGUCUACCCGAAGAAUUCGAUUCCUUGAAAGGAUUGAAGUUUCCACGAGUUAAUCACGGAAGCGAUACAGCUACACUCAAAUCUUCAGUUCAAGAUACUUCUAAUCAAAAACGAACAAGAAAGUCGGUACGCUGGGCUGACAUUCUUGUAACUUCAUAUGAUUUGGUUCAAACACCGACCACUUCAGCAGUCACUACCGAUGCAGGUGUUGGCAGUUCUUCACGCAAAAGGCGGCGCUGA
Trichobilharzia regenti is the source of this 495-nucleotide messenger RNA. The record is from the annotation of a GenBank genome assembly. NCBI's taxonomy places the organism in Eukaryota, Metazoa, Platyhelminthes, Trematoda, Strigeidida, Schistosomatidae.